Linum trigynum is the source of this 2062-nucleotide messenger RNA. The record is from the annotation of a GenBank genome assembly. NCBI's taxonomy places the organism in Eukaryota, Viridiplantae, Streptophyta, Magnoliopsida, Malpighiales, Linaceae.
AGAAAAUUGUACCAAAUGCCAAUUGACAUUGUCAAGAGUUAGCAACUAAUCCAACCCCUAUUCUCUUCCUCUUCGCAUUUCCUUUUUACUUCUGUCACUGAUGUCUUCGAUCUUUCUCGGUCUGUAGAAGCUUGCUUGCUAGGGUUACUAAUCUUCCCAAGUCGACUUUGCUUGUUUUUCAAUUAUUUCAUUCACCCAAUUCAUCCAAAAGAGAACAGACAAUACCCUCCAUGAUAUAAACCCUAAAGGCUUCACGUCUGUCAAAUCCAUCUUUCCAUACGUGAUUGAGCAUUGCAGGGUUCUCCAGGUUAGUACUUCCCUACGAUCACACAUGGAAAUCGAUUCGUCGUCUGUGAUCGAGUUCAUCAGAAAAGAAUCCCCAGAUUGGGACGACGAAGUGAUUGCCACGGCCCGGUUCAAGGCAUUUAGCGGGCAGAGAUCCGAUUGGGAACCUAAAUACCAGUUUUGGAGGGAAUUGAUUCUCAGAGUUGCCCGCCAUUUCGGCAUCUUCAUCAUUCAGCCUCGCCAGGUGAAAAAUGAGUGGUUCAAUCGAGGAGGAAUCACGCCUCUGUGCCUCGACCAUGUACUCUCCUUAAUGCAUAAUGAAGGCGAUAUAGUUCCGAUUGGGAGUCUCGUGGAUCCAAGGAGCUGGCGAGUAUCGCAGUUGUUUAGAAAAGUGAGGAAUGUGAUGGGCAGAACGACUCUUAAUGUGGAUAUAAUGCUCGAAGAUCGUGUCGUUAUUGUAGCAUUGGCCAAGGAUAGAGCUACAGAAGUUAUCAGUCUUUUAUCCGAAACCCAUUGGACAUCUGCGUGUAUCGUGACUAUGAAGAAGUUCCAAGAUAUGUGUGGUGGACCAAAUGAAGGCUCGGCUGUCUUGAGUUGUUUAACUGUAGAUGGAAAAGUGAGGUACCUUUCCACGACUAGCAAAAAGGAAUUUAUAGAGGGAAUCAAGGUUUCACUUUCAACUGAAGCUGCAGCUCCCAUUUCUAGUUUGGAUUAUGAUGUUCUGCAAUUGAUUUGGACAGCAGAAAGGCUUCAGCAACAAAUUUCCGUGAUUGAUCAGCGCUACAAAACGUCGAAAGAAUUGGCGUUGGCUUCAUUGAAGUCUGGAAACAAGAAAGCUGCCUUGAGGCAUGCAAGGGAAUUAAAAAUGGCAUCGGUUAGUGGAGAAAAGUGUGUUUCACUUUUAAACAGAGUGGAGCAAAUCCUUGAUGUUAUUGCUAAUGCAGAGUCCACCAGAAAGGUAUCUGAGGCCAUCCAACUGGGAGCUCAGGUGAUGAAGCAAAAUAAAAUAACAGUGGAGGAGGUUGAGCUAUGCUUAGAACAAGUUGAGGAGGCAAUCCAUUCAAAUAUGCAAGUUGAAAAAGCUCUAGAAUUGACUCCAUCUUACACUGGUAUUGAGGAUGAAGAUGUUGAAGAAGAGUUGGAGAAAUUAGAACUUGAUAUGAAAAGAGAACAUCAUAAUGUUCAAGUUCCAAUAGCAAAAGCGGGUACUGCAGAAUCCGCGGAUUCACUGAGCGAUGCUUUGUCAAAUAUCAAGCUUCAGGAUGUUCCAGCCGAGGAAGGUGCAAGUCAGGGUUUGGCAGCAUUGAAGCAAAUGAGCAAAUCCCAAAGCAAAGCACUUGAAGCAGCGUAAUUUGAGCAUCACUGUUGUACUACGUGUAUAAGCUGUGUUCACUGUUCAGUUAUGCAUAUAAUAGUAGUUCUAGUUCUGCUAUGUUCUUAUCCAUUGUCUACCAUUAACGAGCUUGUAAAUUUUCAGUAUAGGACUAGUCUUAGACAUCAACAAUAUUAGUACCUUGAACAAGCUAUUGUAACACCAUUUCUUACGAGAGAUUGUAGCCAUCUUAAUUUGCAUAGAUUGAAAUCAUAGAUCAUGUCAGUCAGUCUCAGUCGAAGAACUAUCUUUUUUUGCCUUCAAUAUUCAAACUGAUACCAGCUCAACCGUGGAUUCAUAAGCGGGCAUUCUCUAAAUCUCAAGCUUUAGCAUGUUCCAGCCAUGGAUGGUGUGGAAUCAGGGUUCUGCUGCCUUGAAGAGGAUGAACAAAUACCAAAGCUUAAC